Closterium sp. Naga37s-1 is the source of this 1440-nucleotide messenger RNA. Lineage: Eukaryota; Viridiplantae; Streptophyta; Zygnematophyceae; Desmidiales; Closteriaceae. The record is from the annotation of a GenBank genome assembly.
AUGAUGCUUCUGGCCCUCUUCAUAUCUCUCCUCGCCCGUACUUCCGACGCACAGGGAUACUCUGCUGGUCCUGUCGUCCGCCACACUAAAUCGGUUGACACCCCAGGAGGGCAGGCUGGAGCCGACAUUGUGGUGGCGAAGGAUGGCAGCGGUGACUUUACCACAGUUCAGGCCGCGCUUGACGCCGUACGUCCUGGCACGCCAUCCCGCUGGAGUGUGAUUUUUAUUGAGAGCGGCGUGUACUGGGAGCGCGUCGUGAUGAACGAGUCUUUGCACCACGUCAUGCUGGUGGGGGCCAACGGCCGCAAGGGAGACCGUGCCAAGAUCACGUUCGCAAAAACCAUGCCCUCAGGAGGGGGACUGGACGACAGCGCGACGUUUCGACUGCUGGCAAACGACGUGAUGGUGUGGAAUGUCGUCUUCGAAAAUGCCUACGGACCCGGCGACAAGGGAGGUACUACCGCAGCUGCAGUAAGUUGGCGUGUCCCCCAUGGAUCUUCCCUCUCCCCCUGCACGUCCAUCUCUCCUUCCUGCUGCUUUCCUUGCUAUCCUCUGCUCUCCACUUCCCCCACCUCAUUUUGCCCGACCCUCGACUGUCGCUUGCCCCCUUGUUUCCUCGUGGCAGCGAUCUUCGGGCGCAUGGACUUCGUGUUCGGCAACGCCAAGGCGGUGUUCGACCAGUGCCGCUUCCGCCUCGUCUAUUGGGGCGGCGCGUACUUCGCGCAGGCCAGGGACCAAGGGGAGGACACUGGCUUCGUUGUUUGGGGCGGCUCGCUCUCCCCAUACGGAAAGGGCCCCAUUCGCCCGGGCUACCUGGCGCGCGCAUGGGGGGCGUACUCCACAGUGGUGUUCGUGAAGACCUACUUUGAUGUUGGGUCGGUUCGAGAGGAGGGUUGGAGCUAUGUGGGUGGUUACAGUAACACUCAGAACGUCAUUUUUGGUGCGUACAAGUGUUACGGGCCUGGCUACAACUCGAGCCUGUGGGAGCACAACGGCAGGGAGAUGAGCGCGGCGGAGGUGGCGCCGUACAUGUCGCCGGAUUACGUGAACAAGGACAAGUGGAUUCCGUACAACCCGCUCAACCUCAUGCCGGCCGCUGGCACCAGUGCGGUGGGCAGCGUGGGGGCAGCGCGCGAUCCGAAGUCACCCGUGGAGUCUAUCGGCGCACGCGGACAGAGGCAACCUCGCGGAACCGGUUCAGCAGGGCGAGUCAAAGGCACGGGGGGAACGUCCAGUGGUCAGUCCCCUUCGAAGUCGCCUGUUCACAGUUCUGGCGGCACGGCCAAAGGCCACCGCUCUCCCAGGAACGCUACCACUGGCACUUCAGGCACGCACCCCGCUAAGGGCUCCAGUUUCACACGAGAACUCAUCCAAGGUGCUGAGGUACAGAAGUCGUUUCUACACAAGCUCACGUGUUGGACGAGAAAAGAGCAGUAUUAG